UGUGUGUGAUGCUGAGUAUAAAACCGGCAGCAUCACACACACACCUCAGAAUACCCGCAUCAGGUCACGCACAGACACGCACAGACGCAAACAGGGGAGCGGGAUGCAGGCGAUCUGACGGACAGCGAUCCACGACAGCAGCAUAAACAGAAUCAUGACAAAGUCUUUGCGGGAGGAGCACGGGCCGGAGACGGAGGCGCAUCAGGAGCUCCACAGCCCCGCAGGGAGAGAUACAGAGAAGGGAGGGGGAGCUGUAGCAGAGGAGGAGGUGGAGGAUCGACUCCAGCAUCUAGAAGAUGAUGAGGAGGAGGAUGAUGAGGAAGAAGAAGAGGAGGAAGAGGAAGAAGAUGGCGAAAACAAACCUAAGAGGCGGGGGCCAAAGAAGAAGAAAAUGACAAAGGCUCGUCUGCAGAGGUUCAAGGUUCGACGGAUGAAAGCCAACGCCAGGGAGAGAAACCGUAUGCACGGGCUGAACGAUGCUCUGGAGAGUUUGCGAAAAGUCGUCCCGUGUUACUCCAAAACCCAAAAACUGUCCAAGAUAGAGACUCUGCGCCUUGCCAAGAAUUACAUCUGGACCCUGAGUGAGAUCCUGCGCUCCGGAAAGGCUCCCGAUCUCAUGAGCUUUGUUCAUGCCCUCUGCAAAGGUCUGUCUCAGCCAACCACUAACCUGGUAGCAGGCUGCCUACAGCUGAACCCUCGGACUUUUCUGCCAGAGCAAACACCCGACAUGCCGACGCACCUUCCUCCCACAGGUGCUUCAGCCUACCCCGGACACUUCCCCUACCAGAGCCCAGGGCUCACAGCUGGCCUGCCAAGUCCCCCGUACGGGACCAUGGAUCCAUCCCACAUCUUCCAUCAGGUCAAAGGUCAGCCCUACGGUGCCCUGGAACCCUUCUUUGAUGGCGUUCUUGUGUCCGACGGCCCGGCGUUUGACCCCCCCCUCAGCCCGCCGCUCAGCAUCAACGGGAACUUCUCCUCAUCCUUCAAGCACGAGGCCGUUCCUCCGUCUGAUUAUGACAAGAGCUUCCCCUUCGGCGUGCAUUAUGGGGCCGGAGGACCCGGAGGACACACCGCCAUCUAUGGCAAUGGGGGGUCCAGCCUGAGAUGCGGCGAGCUGCAGGCAGAACAGCUGAUGGGAUUUGACGGGCACUCGCACCACGAACGACUGAUGAACGCCCAGCUGAACGCCAUCUUCCAUGACACCUGAGACAACCCGGGAUGAGGAAUUAAGAGACUGAUGAGGACAGGCAGACCGUCAAACGGAGAGACAGACAGUUGUCUGUCCUUUUGUCAUGUCGUAGCUGUUUCUCAGUGUGUCCCUCGUUUUCUUUUCUCUGUCUGCAUCGAGCUUUGCGACUCCUCCUGAUGGUCACGUCGAAGAUGAUGUCAUUCAAAUGAUGUAACCGUUUUUGUAGUGAUUUAUCUGACAAGAAAAGCUUUUUACGUAUCUUAUAAUCCACAUUAUCAUUUAAAAGUAAUCAAUAAGCAAUAAUCUGAAGGAAACUAUGCAAUUUUGUUAAAACCUGAGCAAAUGCUCAGCUGAUAAUUCCAAAUGUUAAAAAAAAAAUAAAGAUUUCUCUAUUUUUGGUCAGUGUGUGAGAUGAUGUCGGGCUGAAGUGUUCAUGUUGUUCACAUGGUUUUUACUUUUUGCUUUUUAUAAUGUUUUUCUGUAGAAUUACGUUAACAUUUCACGUGACUCUUGUUCAUAUUUUAUAACAUAGAUGAUUAUAAAGGCCUUUUAUUAAAAGGAUUUCCAUGUGA
Molecule: messenger RNA, 1761 nt
Organism: Oryzias latipes (Japanese medaka)
Lineage: Eukaryota; Metazoa; Chordata; Actinopteri; Beloniformes; Adrianichthyidae
Gene: neurod1
Product: neuronal differentiation 1
Biological process (GO): sensory organ development; axon development; positive regulation of transcription by RNA polymerase II
Cellular component (GO): nucleus
Molecular function (GO): DNA-binding transcription factor activity, RNA polymerase II-specific; protein dimerization activity; E-box binding
Source: RefSeq, a predicted model, not a curated record